Messenger RNA from Carya illinoinensis, 1084 nucleotides. Its product is annotated as photosystem II 22 kDa protein, chloroplastic-like. The record is from RefSeq and is a predicted model, not a curated record. The transcript is spliced from 4 exons. NCBI's taxonomy places the organism in Eukaryota, Viridiplantae, Streptophyta, Magnoliopsida, Fagales, Juglandaceae. Bases 95 to 919 code for a protein of 274 amino acids.
CUUAAAAAACAAAGACACUUGCACUAAAAAGAAAAGAGUAUAGAAGUAUUUUGCAGCCUCACUAUCAGAAAAAGAUAUCAAACAGAAGCCAACUAUGGCUCAAACCAUGUUGCUCAUGUCUGGUGCUCCUGGCAGCCGUGUGGUGGAUUUGAAGAGAGACCCUUUACUCAAUUCCCAAGUUCAAAAACUGAGGCCUGAGCCUCUCUCUCAUCUGUUGCUCCCUCCUCCUCUACCUUCGAACACUUCUUCAUCCCCAGCAUUGACAACUUUUGCUCUCUUCAAAUCAAAAACCAAAGCCCCUCCCCAGAAGGUUGCACCGCCAAAACCAAAGCAAAAGGUUGAAGAUGGCAUCUUUGGCACCUCUGGGGGCAUUGGUUUCACCAAGCAGAAUGAGCUCUUUGUGGGUCGCGUUGCCAUGAUUGGAUUUGCUGCAUCCUUGUUGGGUGAAGCAAUUACUGGCAAAGGAAUUCUAGCACAAUUGAAUCUAGAAACUGGAAUUCCCAUAUAUGAAGCUGAGCCUCUUCUUCUCUUCUUCAUUCUUUUCACCCUGCUCGGAGCAAUAGGUGCUUUGGGUGAUCGUGGUAAAUUCGUCGACGACCCACCAACCGGACUCGAAAAGGCUGUGAUCCCUCCUGGCAAAGGCGUCAGAUCUGCAUUGGGUCUUAAAGAAGGAGGUCCACUAUUUGGAUUCACAAAGGCCAACGAGCUCUUUGUAGGAAGAUUGGCUCAGUUGGGUAUUGCUUUCUCUUUGAUUGGAGAAAUCAUUACCGGGAAGGGAGCUUUAGCGCAACUAAACAUCGAGACAGGGAUUCCCAUCAGUGAGAUUGAGCCACUUGUGUUGUUCAAUGUUAUCUUCUUCUUCUUUGCUGCAUUGAAUCCUGGGACUGGUACAUUUGUUACAGAUGAGGAAGAUGAGUAGUUGCUACUUAAUGCUUUUGCAAGGAAGUUUCUUGUGUUUCAUUCAGUGUAACAAAUAAUGAUGUCUCACCUACCCUCUCAAUUAUUAUCAAGAACUUUGCAUGAUCCAUUCUGCAAUUUUGUUUAACAUAAUCAAAAGAUUCUGAUGCUUUUAGAAUUGAGUUCA